UUGCUGUGCUGCUGGCUGGCCGAAAAGGAGCAAACAAAAGGCGAGGCGAUGCCAAGCAAUCAACGUCAUAAGCAGGAGCAGCAGCAGGACCAGAAAAAGGAACAGAGACCAGAACACAAGCCGGAACAGGACCACCACGACCGUGGACGGAGUUAUUGUGGUGGCACCGCCAAGCCGCCGCCGCAGCAUCAGGAUCCACUGUAGGGACACCUAGCCACCUAGCCACCCAGCCACCCACCACAACUCCCCAUAUCCUUCGCAAACAAGAGGAGCCGGCAUCACAAGGAGCAACACGACAACGGCAACUGCAAAAGUAUCCGCAAAAGCAAAAGCCAAAGCAAAACAACUCUCGCUUUGAGGACCUCAAGAAAACCAAUUUACAUAUUUAAGCUUUGGGCAAACACAAAGCGGAGCAGCAACUAGGAGCAAUCAAUAGGAGCUGGGCGAAGAAGGAGUGGGCGCCUCUGGGAAGACCAGACCAGGCCAACAUCCUCAUCCUCAUCCGCUUCCGGAUCCGCCGAAUCAAAAGCCAGUUAGCUGCGACACCUUUUCCACAGCCAGAAUGCGACUGCCAUACCGAAAUAAGAAGGUCACCCUGUGGGUGCUCUUCGGCAUCAUCGUCAUCACCAUGUUCCUAUUCAAAUUCACCGAACUGCGGCCCACAUGCCUCUUCAAGGUGGACGCCACCAACGAGCUAUCCCCGCAAAUGGUCCGCGUUGAGAAAUACCUCACAGAUGACAAUCAACGCGUUUAUUCAUACAACCGUGAGAUGCCAUUAAUAUUCAUAGGCGGCGUGCCCAGAUCUGGGACGACUUUGAUGCGCGCCAUGCUGGAUGCCCAUCCCGAUGUGCGCUGCGGGCAGGAAACGCGCGUCAUUCCGCGCAUCCUGCAACUGCGCUCGCACUGGCUGAAGUCCGAGAAGGAGUCGCUCCGCCUGCAGGAGGCCGGCAUCACCAAAGAGGUCAUGAACAGUGCCAUCGCGCAGUUCUGUCUGGAAAUCAUCGCCAAGCACGGCGAGCCGGCGCCGCGCUUAUGCAACAAGGAUCCGUUGACGCUGAAAAUGGGCUCCUAUGUCAUCGAGCUUUUUCCGAACGCUAAAUUCCUUUUCAUGGUGCGCGACGGCCGAGCGACAGUUCAUUCGAUUAUAUCGCGCAAGGUGACAAUCACCGGCUUCGAUUUGAGCAGCUACCGCCAGUGCAUGCAGAAGUGGAACCACGCCAUCGAGGUGAUGCACGAGCAGUGCCGGGACAUUGGCAAGGACCGCUGCAUGAUGGUCUACUAUGAACAACUGGUCCUGCAUCCGGAGGAGUGGAUGCGAAAGAUCCUAAAAUUCCUGGACGUGCCAUGGAACGAUGCGGUGCUGCACCACGAGGAGUUUAUCAACAAACCCAAUGGCGUGCCGCUGUCCAAGGUGGAACGAUCAUCGGACCAGGUAAUCAAGCCGGUAAACCUGGAGGCGAUGUCCAAGUGGGUCGGCCAGAUACCCGGCGACGUGGUGCGCGACAUGGCCGACAUAGCGCCCAUGCUGUCCGUGCUUGGCUACGAUCCGUACGCGAAUCCGCCGGACUAUGGUAAGCCAGAUGCAUGGGUGGAGGACAACACGUUGAAGCUAAAGGCCAAUCGAAUGCUGUGGGAGAGUAAGGCCAAGGAAAUGAUGCACAUGUCCAGCGAGGAUGAAAACUCCAACACCAUCAUCAACAAUAGCAACAAUAAGGAUAACAACAAUAAUCAGUACACAAUCAAUAAAAUUAUACCAGAACAACACAGCAGACAGCGGCAACAUGUACAGCAGCAACAUCAGCAACAUCUGCAACAGCAGCAGCAACAAGAACAACAUGAGCAAACUAAGGAGGAGACCGAGUCGGGAAGGGAAACGGAACCGGAUCGAGAACAACAAUUGUUGCAUCAAAAGCCAAAGGAUGUCAUUACGAUAAAGCAGCUGCCAUUAGCCGGCAACAACAAUAACGAGAACCCCAUGGCGGAUACAUGAUAUCCGCACAUACCCAUAAGACUGCCGCGUGGCAAGCAUUGAACCUGGGACCUUGGCUGCCGAUAAGGAUAACGAUAAUGAUAACUGUUGCUGCUGCUAGAAACCCAAUUUUAAAUUGUAUUAGCUGGGACAUAUACACGCUUGAUAUGUGUAUAUGCAUAUGAUGUAUUUGUAUUAAUGCUUCUUAAAUUUACCAAAAAAAAACACACUAAACAAAAGUAGUUAAACCUCCACAGAACGUUUCGUGACGAAAAGACUUAAAGUUGCAGGGAGAAAUGCCAAUUUAACAGCCGCCACCCUCCCCCUUGAAUACAUAAUAAUUUAAUUUAUGCGUUAAUAUCUCUUAACUGGAUUUACCUUAAUGUGGGCUGGGCGUUGAAUUAUUUAAUUUAUUGUGCAAUGAAUUACUUCACUUGCUUCCCUUGGUCAUUUUAAUGGUCAUUGCAUUAGCUACUACCUUAAUUACCAGCUAAUCGUAUUCAGUUGAUAAAGUACUUAAUUGAAAUAUUGCAUUAAUGUAAUUUAGUUAAAGCAUUGACUUAAUGCAAUUUAUAUUCUAAUUUAAAAGCGACUUAUAUCUGACAGUCUAAUUUUUAAUCAAACAGUUGGCAUUAACCCUUUCCUCGGCGUCAUACAGUCAAGAAACGCACUGUGUGCCUAAAUCUUAAUUAAUGUGUUGCGUGAAGAAAAGAAAGCCAAGAAAGAACAAGGCACAAUUGCAAUAUUGAAUAUGCAGGAAAGUCAUUGCAGGCACUCACCGACCCCCUCUACGAUAUAAUUCAGAAAUUUUUCAUUUAUUUUAGAUGUCUUAAGCCUUUUUUUGUACGAAUGUUUUUUUGAGAGACUUGAGUCGGUUUAUCACUUAGAAACACUUUUUUUUUGUAUCGGUAAUUGUGUAUAUAAAAUAUAAAUAUUUAAAGUACGUUUCCCACUUAUCGAAUGAAUCUCUAGCUGAACUUUGUCAUUGUGGUCUAGGAAACUUUAUAGGUUUAUAUGGGGUACAUAAAAAUAGAUCCUUAAGCACUGUUUAUAGUUUGCAAAACGGUAGAGCAAAACAAAACGAAACCCAUUUAGAAGUGUUGAACCUUUAACGAAAAGAGCUUUUAAGAUGUUUAGUUAAAUAACCAUAAUCGCAUAUGAAAUAUUUGCAGCUAAUGACAAAAGAAAAAAAGACGUGAACUAGUAUAGAAAUAAUACAUUUUUGUAAACUUUUUUUUUGUGUUGCAAUAAAUUGACUGAAUGUAAAGAAAACCAAUCUAAUUAAACCAUAUAUAAAUGUAUAACUUAAACUGAAUGUCUAAAUGUAUAUGAAGGUUAAAUAGAUUUUAAAUGUUUAUGUGUGCGUGAAUGUGAGAGAAGAAUAAGAAAAGUUAGCUAAGCUUAAUCAUUUGGUCUAUAAAAUGUACUUCAAAUUCAAAUGGUCAUAAUAUAUUUCUUUGGUAGAACGAGGAAAGCAACGAA
Molecule: messenger RNA, 3451 nt
Organism: Drosophila rhopaloa
Lineage: Eukaryota; Metazoa; Arthropoda; Insecta; Diptera; Drosophilidae
Gene: Tpst
Product: protein-tyrosine sulfotransferase
Exons: 7
Coding region: 563-1990 (475 amino acids)
Biological process (GO): peptidyl-tyrosine sulfation
Cellular component (GO): Golgi apparatus
Molecular function (GO): protein-tyrosine sulfotransferase activity
Source: RefSeq, a predicted model, not a curated record